AAUCUGCUAUUGAACUAAACAAAGUGUUAGGUAUUGAAUGUCAAAGUUAUGAAGUAUUUGUUAGUAAAUCAAAACAUUACAUUGUCAACAGAGGCGUUAUUUACCUAUAGUAAAUAGGUAAAAUUUGAUUUAAUUUGUGAUUGUAAAGGGGAUAAAUAAUACAGUGAAUUAGUUAGGAUUAUAUAAUAGUGACUAAUUCAAAUUUUCAAAUAAAUGUAAAAAAAGAAAAAAGAAAAGGAUAAUCUGUGUACAUGUUAGACAUAAAUAUUUACAAAUUCGUCACUCGAUCCAGUAAAUAGAAACAGUCCUGAAAUCAGAGACGGCAAUGACAUUGUCACGUUAUAUAAUAAUGUAUGGUACCAGGAAUUAAAAGGUAGUUAAAUUCGCUGUGGUGUCUAUGUCGUAGUUGGACUUCUCAGAUUCAUUUUGAAGAACAUACUCGUGCGAACUACAAGGACUUUGACUGGGUGUGCAGACCUGAAUUCCCUUAUGACGUUAUCAUGGGGUGCUCCGCUAGUAAGACUUACCGUGGCGGUAACUCCCUACGAAUCGUCAUGGUGGGCCUAGAUGGCAGUGGUAAAACCACGUUAAUGUACAGACUAGUGACAGGAGAAGUAACGGAGGCAACACCUACGUUAGGAUUUAAUGUAGAGACAAUAACAUACAAAGAUAAUGAAUUCACAAUCUGGGAUAUGGGAGGUCAGGAGAACAUCAGAAGAUUGUGGAGGCAUUAUUUUCUAAGAAUUAGAGGUAUCCUAUUUGUAAUUGACAGUGCAGACAAGGACAGGAUAGACGAGGCACAAGAAUUACUGGAUGAACUUUUGCAACACAAUGAACUUUUAGGGACACCAAUUGUCGUUGUGGCUAACAAACAAGACUUAGAUGGUGCAAUGAAGGAAAAGGACAUUGUCGAACUUUUAGAGCUUAAACACAUCUCUGGACGUCUAUGUACUAUACAGGGAACGAGUGCAAUAACAGGAGCUGGUAUCCACAAAGCAUUAGACAAUAUCCUUAGAUUCAGACAUCAUAUGGAGAGUGCUCGAGGAUAGAGUUUGUACUGAUCAAUGAGUUCAUGCUGAUUAUCAAGUAUCCUAUAAUUUCCAGAACAAUGCAAUGGAAAUAUAAAUCGUGACAUCUUAAAGAUGAAAUGUAUGUUUGACCUGACAAUCAUGUUAUAAGGAA
Molecule: messenger RNA, 1182 nt
Organism: Mytilus trossulus (common blue mussel)
Lineage: Eukaryota; Metazoa; Mollusca; Bivalvia; Mytilida; Mytilidae
Exons: 4
Coding region: 501-1049 (182 amino acids)
Biological process (GO): vesicle-mediated transport; intracellular protein transport
Cellular component (GO): cytoplasm
Molecular function (GO): GTP binding; GTPase activity
Source: RefSeq, a predicted model, not a curated record